Neocloeon triangulifer is the source of this 1215-nucleotide messenger RNA. RefSeq lists its product as uncharacterized. Bases 122 to 1186 code for a protein of 354 amino acids. The record is from RefSeq and is a predicted model, not a curated record. Lineage: Eukaryota; Metazoa; Arthropoda; Insecta; Ephemeroptera; Baetidae. The transcript is spliced from 6 exons.
UCGGUUCAUUCAUUUCUAUAAAAUCAAAACACCGGCUUUUGUAUGAGUAGUUUCGUUAGAAGUUUUGAGACUUUUGAGUGUUUGUUGUCUUAAUUAGAUCAAAUUGUUCGUUAAAUAAGCCAUGCCGUCGUCUUUAGACACCGUCUGCAUUAAAAUAGGCUGCGUAAACUACAACCACUGCGGAUUUCAGCCUGAAAAUGAAGAAACAAGGGAGGUUUGGAGACAGUGGCUGCUGCAAGGAGGCCUCGGCGAAGAAGAGUUUAUAUUGGAGCAAGAACUCCGAGUCUGCUACAGACAUUUCGACCACAAACAACUGACAGUGAUCAACAACGAAGUGAAUUUGCUUCAUCCUGAUACAGCAGUUCCGAAACUCUAUCCUUGUGACUGGGACAAGCGCAAGCCUGAGGACCAAAUUUUGCAUUAUGAAGCGUGCACUGCAUUGACAACCGACGUCUACAGGGCGAACUUGAAGAGAACUAAGAGAAAGCUUGCCAAUGAACGGAAUAAUAUUAGUCUGAGCUCCAAAACUGCUUCCGAGGAAACAAUAACAGCAGCCAAAAAGCCUAAAAAAGUUCCUAAACCUGAGGAGGCCAAACCUGAAAAAAUUAUUAAUUACGAUAUCCUUUUUUCGACGGCGGCAACUUUAAGUCAAAACAUCCUCGGAGCUCACAGACUCAUCCCUUUUGCACCAGUCUCACAUGCACCAGAUGGGUCUGGUGAUAAUGAAUCUUAUCAUGCAAUGAGUGAAGUUCGGGAAGCUCUUUUAAGACAUGACUGGGAUUUGGCUCUGAAACUCCUGCCGAUGCUGUUUAUGAAAAGACACUGCUUGCAGUUUAUCUGGAGGUCGUACUUGCAAAUUUUCUGCCACCACCCGAAUUCGACGCCCGAACUGCUUAGAGAACUUUUAGAGACAUGCUUUGGUAAAAUUUCCAUUCCCACCACGGACUUGGAAAAAGUAUUCUGCUUGCCCAAGCCGAGCGAAGAGAAUCUAUCCAAAAAGGAUCCGGAGGAAAUGUUCAAAAUGUGUUCGAUUGUGUACCAAAAAGCUUCUGUAAUUCACAAACUGCAGCAAGACAUCCCAAGUGAAACGAUAAGAAAAUUUACAAAAAACGUCAAUGUUCAAAAGAUUAACAGUGGCGAUACCAAGAAAAAAGCUAAGAGUGGUAAAACUAAAAGUAAUAAAUAAACCGGAGACGGAAUAUAAGCCGAUAAAAA